AUGUCAGGUGAAAGACCUCAGUUGCUGAGAAUUUAUCUGAACCGCCUUGUUCGUUCACUAGUCCCCCAAGAGCUUGGUGAUGAAUAUUCAAAAACAGUGUUUGAAGAGCUUAUGACUUUCAUUGAGCUGAGAUCAGAUUCAAGAAAAUUAUAUGAUAUUCAAGACGUAAUUACAAAAAUAAGAAAUGACACAGACUUGAAUAUAACUGAAUUUUUGAAUGUAAUUGAUAUAUUAACCAAAUUCAAAAGCACAGAAGAUAUCACAAAGUAUUUGGUUUUCAUUAACUCUAUGAAAGAUAUUCCCCCUGAAGGGUACACCAGGCAAGAUGAUGAUAUAUACAAUCCUACUUCUUUACCAAUAUCACGUGGUAAUCUGGGUCGUUUAGAAACAAUCAAUAUGGAUAUGGAUUCAAGAUCAAUUAUCGAGAGUCAUCAUGGGUUCAACAAUGCUGGGGAUUCUUUCGAAAAUAUCAAUUUCGAUAAGCUUUCUGACAGAAGAUCGCUUUAUUCUGCUACACCAAAUAGGACAUUUAACGACUCUAGGAAAUAUACUUUACAAGAAGUUCUUAUACCUUACCAAGAAAAUCAUGUUAAGGAAGAAGAUAUAUUGAGAAGUCUACCGUUCACACUAGAAGGGACAACAUCAAAUAUUUUUCCUAUUGAAAAUGGAUCAAUAAACCUAAUGGAAAAUCUCACAAAUAGUACCAGUGGUAUAGUUCAUAUUAUUUUGGAAUGUGGACUUUUAUACCAGAGCUUGACAACGAAACUGGACGCCUUCAAAAAGCAGCGGAUAUCUUCUGCUAUAAAAAAUGCAGUUAUGUCAUUUACCUCAGAAAAACUCACUGCAUAUACAAGGACCGUUAAUAACCUCUCAAUGAAACCACAAUUUUCAAUAUUGUCUUUGACAGCUGAGUUGUGUGAUGAAUUGGUUAACUUGAGAUUUUUGCAUUAUUUCUCAGCAAAACUGGAUGACCUACCAGGCAAUGAACUUCUAUCAUUAGCACAUGAUUUUACCUCACACGGUGAUCUAUCUAUUAGGCGUAUUGCCUGGGAUCUGUUGAUAUACUCAAUUGAAUCGUUUUCGAAGACUUUACGCUCAUGGCUUGUGAAUGGUGAGCUUCCAACAAGUUCGAAUGAGUUCUUUAUUUAUGAAUCUACGGAAAUACAAACUAUGGAUAAUACGGUCAACAUCAAAUAUGAUCAGAGUAAAGUUCCAAACUUUCUCACAGAUGAAAUGGCUUACAAGUGCUAUCUAAUAGGUAAAACUCGCAAUUUCCUUAAUAUGUUUUGCAAUGAGACGUCAUGGGUGAAUGACUUUUCCAAAAGAUUGAGCUUCAAGAUUGACAGUUACAGAAAUAAAAUAUCACAUAUUUAUAAUGAUUUUCAAUUUUCUCAACUAGUGGAUGAAAAUUACCAAGAUAUAAUAAGCUAUUUCACAGACACAAUGUAUACCAAAUUUAGGCUGUUUAAUAAUUUAGCAGCGUUCAAGGAUUAUUUACUCAUGGGUAAAGGUGAUUUUAUACAAUCAAUAAUAUUGUUUGGUAGUGAUCUUUUGAAUGAUCCUUCAUCUAUACUGUCUGGGCACCAACUCACUAAACUAUUACAAGAUGCUGUUCUAUCAUCAACUGUCAGAUAUAAGUUGAAAACACCACACCUCAAUACUUAUGUUAACAAUCUAGAUGCGAGAAUUCUUGAGAUAGGACAUGGAAAUAUAGGAUGGGAUGUAUUCACCCUAGAUUAUCAGCUUCAGCCACCAAUAGAUCAGAUUUUGAACUCACCAGACAAUACACAGAAAAAGGAAUAUCUGAAAGUGUUUAACUAUUUGUGGAAAUUUAAAAGGUUAGAGUACUUGCUUGAAAAUGAAUGGAAAGUACAGAUGAAUACUAGGAACAUACUGAGGAAGAAUAAAGUAUUCUACAGAAGGAUCAACAGAGUUGUAUUGAUCCAAAAUUUUCUAAGAGGAUUCAUUUUAUCAGUACAGAGAUUCAUAUUUGAGGAAAUAAUAAAUACAGCGUAUGCAUCGAUUUUGGAUGAUUUAAAAAAAUCAGACCCACAAUCAAAGCUUUCAACAACAAAAACAGGUAACGCUUUUAAAGUAGCAGAUGAUGUGCUUAUACCUUCCAAAAGUUAUAUGUCACAUAUAAAUAAAAGUCCAAGUACCAGGAAUGAUCAACUAUUCAAAGAACAAUCGAUGGAUUCUUUAAAAGAACUACACUAUGGUUUUUUGAUCUCUAUAACAAAACAUAAGCUAAUCAAUGGGUCAAGUUCUUCAGCUAAAGGAAAGAUUUCUAAUAAGUUAUAUAUAUCACAGUUAAAUGGUUUAACGAAUUUAGUUUUUAAGUUUGCCGUUACUGUGAAGGAGUUCAACAACUUGGUGAUGGAAUUAGGCAUACAAGAUAGUAUUGAUGAUAUUUCUUCGAUUAGGGAUAACGUUAACGAACGAUUUUCCAUAAUCUACAGCAAUCUUUUGAGUCUUUUUGGUGAAUUUAACAAGAACUUGAAAGUGUUCAUUAAUGAUUUGAGUAAUGAUGAUGAUUUAAACAUGAGAUACCUUGGGAUCUCCUUAAACCAAUAA
Messenger RNA from Hansenula ciferrii, 2574 nucleotides. RefSeq names its product Spc98p (gene SPC98). Gene Ontology annotation, molecular function: microtubule minus-end binding; gamma-tubulin binding. Gene Ontology annotation, cellular component: spindle pole; centrosome; gamma-tubulin complex. Gene Ontology annotation, biological process: spindle assembly; microtubule nucleation; cytoplasmic microtubule organization. The transcript has a single exon. Bases 1 to 2574 code for a protein of 857 amino acids. Lineage: Eukaryota; Fungi; Ascomycota; Saccharomycetes; Phaffomycetales; Wickerhamomycetaceae. The record is from RefSeq and is a predicted model, not a curated record.